This is a messenger RNA of Acanthosepion pharaonis, 744 nucleotides long. Lineage: Eukaryota; Metazoa; Mollusca; Cephalopoda; Sepiida; Sepiidae. The record is from the annotation of a GenBank genome assembly.
AUGAUUGUAACUAUUUACAGUCUAUUGGAUAGUAGACAGUAUUUAUAUUAUAAUAAUGUUAAAAAUAACAGUUUCUAUCUAUCUAUCUAUCUAUCUAUCUAUCUAUCUAUCUAUCUAUCUAUCUAUCUAUCAGUAUGUUUCUUAUCUAUCUAUCUAUCUACUGAGGUACAUGAUGUAUCGCAAUUUGUUCUAUCUAUCUAUCUAUCUAUCUAUCUAUCUAUCUAUCUAUCAGUAUGUUUCUUAUCUAUCUAUCUAUCUAUCUAUCUAUCUAUCAGUAUGUUUCUUAUCUCAUCUAUCUAUCUAUCUAUCUAUCUAUCUAUCUAUCUAUCUCAGUAUGUUUCUUAUCUAUCUAUCUAUCUAUCUAUCUAUCCUAGUUUGUUCAUAUCUAUCCUAUCUAUCUAUCUAUCUAUCUAUCUAUCUAUCUAUCUAUCCCAGUUUGUUCAUAUCUAUCUAUCUAUCUAUCUAUCUAUCUAUCUAUCUAUCUAUCUAUCUAUCUAUCCUAGUUUGAGGUAUCAUGAUGUAUCUAUCUAUCUAUGUUCAUAUCUAUCUAUCUAUCUAUCAUAUCUAUCUAUCUAUCUAUCUAUCUAUCUAUCUAUCUAUCUAUCUAUCUAUCUAUCUAUGACUUGUUUAUGCGUGGACGGCAUGGCCUCCUUCAAUGUGAAAAUGACGGACAACUCGAAUGUUCUGCUCUCCAUUUCCGCUUGUAAUUUCAGUCGUCCGUUAACCAUUUCGUGUUCCGCUUAA